Symbiodinium natans is the source of this 3165-nucleotide messenger RNA. Lineage: Eukaryota; Dinophyceae; Suessiales; Symbiodiniaceae. The record is from the annotation of a GenBank genome assembly.
AUGGCCGGCCAAGGCUUACUAACUGGUUAUGACAAGGCGGAGAUGUCGACAGAGUUCGACAUGGAGGUGCACAAGUACGUGCUCCGUGACGUGGGCAUCCUGGGCAUCGAGUUUGCCAAGGAGGGUCUCGUCUCAACGUUCUCCAAAGCGGCACCCUUCUUGGGCCCGGCUGCUAUUGUGCUUCAGGCUGUACUUGAAACCUUCAUCCCGGAUGAGGAGUUUACUGAAGCCGACGCCAUGAUUAUGAUUGAAGAGAGGCUUCGCGAGUUCAAGAAAAGCUUUAAGAAGGAGAUCAUGCAAGAGACCCAGAACCUGGUCACCGGAUCCAUCAGCGCCAACAGUUUCCGAGAGGCGCAGCUCUUGAUGGGGAAGGUCACCGACGGGCUCUCCAUCGCUCAGUCUUCUAAGUUGCUCGACACCGAUGCCUUCCUGGCCUAUGCCAUGUCCUUUGAGAACGACAUUAGCCACCUCGCAGAACUGUUGUUCCUUCCCUGCGUUGACAAGGGCUGGGGCAGUCUGGAGUGCAACGAGCGCAUCGGCGCCGGGGCCACCAUUCUCUUUGCCCAGCUCACGACCGUGCACUUCGCCCUCUUCGAUGGGGUCUUCCGGGCUCUGUACACGAAAGCCGAGCAGGUGCGCCGUCACCUCUUUGUGGAAGCCAACGACAAGGUGGCCGCCCUUGCGGACGACGUCCUGCGCACCACCUUCCGGAAAACGGGCUGCACCAACUUGGAUGCGCCUCCCAGCUUCUGGGCCUGGCUCCAUUCGACAACCAACGUGGCUGCGCUGCUUGAGCGCUUGCACCAUGUGUGCACCCCAUCACUGCUGGUUGUUCCUCCGCAGCCUCUUGGCCAUGCUACAACGUGCAACAUCUGGGGCCACAAGGUGGGAGGUGACUGGGAGCUCGUCCGCCGGACUGCCACGAACACCUUCCAGGACACAGAUCGUCUGGAGGGCCUCUCGCAGUACGGCACAGAACACGACAGCCCAACAGGUGCAACUUUCUCCAAGCCGUUCAACAACAUGAAUUUCAACCAGUUUCUGUUCGCUACGGGAGACUGCCAAAAAUGGAUGAUCAUGGAAAAGUCAGAGGUCUUGGCUUCGUACGACUGGGAGAAGAGACGCAUCGAGAGGUCUCACAUGUCUGACGUGCCCUACAGCGCGACCAUGCUCCGCCGCAGCAACUGGGAGGACCCUUGGCUCACCUUCGAAGACCACGGAACCGGCGAGAAUGCGCAUUGCACGUCUCUCUACCAAGCGAAUAACUUCGACCCGUGGUGUUCCUAUGGCGACCUCGGCCACAAGCACAACGGGCUCAACGUCUUCGUGCGCUGGGCAACUGCCGCAGACAGCUGCUGCGGUGUGGACGGCUAUGAGUGUACCCCGGGGUGCAACCUCCAGAGCGACCUCAGCUUUGACUUCGCCACGCGCGGACAGGCGAGGUUCGACAAGGUGAAGGCCAAGUACCGGAAGAUGUUCGACAAGGCUCGCGACAAGUACCUGGCUCUCCGGCUUCAGCAGAUCAACUGCGGCGCGUCCGGCUGCGUGGAUGCCUACAACCCAGCUGCCGCAUUUUCCGACGAGGCUCCUCGCAAGGCGGAGGUGGCCACGAACGCGACCCAAAUGCUCGAAGCAGCAGAGGCCUUGCUGGCCCCCACCGCAGUCUUCGGGGCCUCGGCCCAGGACGGCACGCUCCCAGCGCUGCCCGCCAGCGAUGGCUGGCAACUGCGGCAGAAGCUCCCCCUCUCCCAGGGCCACGGCCGGCUCGUGGGCCUCGUGCCCAAAUUCGAGAACAAGCCCAGCCUCAAGAUCAACGGCGUCCAACAGGCCAUCUCCGUUUUCCAGAUGUACGAGGAUGCGGGACGCUGGUUCGUCCAUGACUUCAGCUUUGACAAGCCGAACUUGCUCGUGGAGAACAUGCAAGCUAGCUUGUGCCCAAGCACUGUGUGCUUCAGCGGCUCCUCGCACGUCAUGAAGUACGGUGCCUUUGAGAGCAUGCAGCUGUGGGUGCAGGAGAAGCCCUUUGAGGCCUUCAUCCCGUGGGACAGCUCCCAGCUGGAGCACAAUUGCCAAGUCCCGCUUGGGAACAGUGGAUCCAUGCAGUGCGGUGGACCGGAUGGCAGUCACCUGCGAGUGAAACUCAACGAUGCGGCCUUUGGCUGGGAGGUCAAGUUCUUCAUGAGGCUCGACGCUCCGCUUCUCUGGUGGGACCUGGACUUGGAGUGCACCAGCUAUCCGACAACUUACGGCAGCAACAAGUACAAGUGCGAGCGGGGCAAUUCCUUGGAUGACGGGUUUUUCUACGUGUACAACGAGAACGGCGCCUGCGGUGCUCUGUCAUGUGAGUGCUGCCGGACCUGGAAGGACCAGGUAAGCGCAGCCAUCGACAUUGACUUCGGCCAGCCAAACCCCAACUGGAACCCGGCCGUUAUGAGGCUUGCUCUCAAUCACGGCCUGCCAGAUGGGGGUCAAGCGCAGUUGUUGCAGGAGUUCGGUGGACAGAUUUAUGAAGGAAACCCCGCGAAGCGGGACAGCUUCGAUCGGAAGCGCUUGGGACCCUCGCCAGUGCAGCAUGGACAGUGGCAAGCCUAUGUUGUGAAGCGGAGUGAGGGAAAGAUCUUUGUGUGGAUCGAUGACCAACUCGCUUGGGUCCAUAACCUUCCCAUCACUCAGAAUGCCAUGAACAUUGCAGCCGGCGCUGGUGUUUCUGCCACCUGCGGCACAUGUGAGUCCUCAAUCUUUGACAGGAUCAACUCAAUCAAAAUCCGUCCGCGCGGGACGUCUGGCUCAAUUUGGGGCCUUUCGGUACGGCAUGUGCCCCAAGAGCUUGAUGUGAGACAGCGGGGCCUCAACUUUGUCGUCGACCCGGACCAGGUUGGCUACGUGGAGAGCGAUGGAUACACCAAGCGGACCGUCCUGCAGUGCAGGUACGCUGAAGAUGGAAGCUUGCAACAAGGACAAGGGUCCACUUCGUUUUACCCGUUGCUUCAGUUUACAAAGACCGGUCUGCAAGACGCGUGGCCUGUAGGGACCGUCGUGGCGGGUGGUUCCGAAUGGCAAGAUGGCGACACAGCUGUUCUGGCCCCGUCCUAUGUUUACCACUGCCCUGCAUGCAAGGGGAACACCGCAAAGGCGCACGGCGCCUGGGAUGCUCCCUGCGCCUGA